Closterium sp. NIES-65 is the source of this 1485-nucleotide messenger RNA. NCBI's taxonomy places the organism in Eukaryota, Viridiplantae, Streptophyta, Zygnematophyceae, Desmidiales, Closteriaceae. The record is from the annotation of a GenBank genome assembly.
AUGCUUCCAAUGUAUACCCCUUCCCCUCCUCCAACUGCUGUUGCUGCUGCGGCGGGUGGUUUGACUGCUUCUCAUCCUAACUCUGUUGUGGCUGCUGGUGCUGCCGAUGGUGCUGCUGCUGGUGCUGCCGAUGGUGCUGCUGCUGCUGCUGCUGCCGAUGGUGCUGCUGCUGCUGCUGCUGCCGAUGGUGCUGCUGCUGCUGCUGCUGCGUCCUCUCCUUCCUCCUCCUCUUAUAUCUCCGAGUCUCCUUGUGCAACCAACCCUUCUGGCCCUGCUGCUGCUGCCGCUGCUGUUGCUGGGCUCGACUCGGCUGCCGAUGUGUCAGUGCAUGGAAGCUUUCUCUACGCUCUCACCCAGGGUUCACAGCAAGAGAACCCAAUGCCUUCGUAUGGAGCAGACACACAGGGCGUGAGGCGGUUGAAUCCAAUGGAACGCAGCUUAAAUGAUUUGUUCUCUGCUGUAGGAACGGGAGCAGCAGCAGGUGGCGGGAAGGUGGAAUUUCUUUCGUCCAGGAUCAAAGGAGAGGUUUUGUCACCAUCAGCAGCAGCAGCAGCAGCAGGAGCAGCAGCAGGAGCAGCAGCAGCAGCAGGAACUGCAGGAGUGACGAGGGCUGGUGAGGUGAAGCACGGCCUUGUGCAGUGGCCUGGGGGGCAGGGAGGGAAUGCGGCUCUUGGGGACCUGAAGCAGCAGCACUCACAGGUUUCUGCGCUGGGUCAAGUGGGUCAAUUUGAAGGCCAAUCCAAGGGUCGGUUUGAGGGUCAAUCCUCCCUGGGUCAAGCCCAGGGUCAAUUCCAGGGUCUUUCACAGGGUCAAGCCAAGGACGGGGAUCAUCAGGUGGGGGAGAAGGUGGAGACUGGUGCAAUCAACGAGGAGAUGGGUGGUGCUGCUGGGAUUGGGAGCGGUGGUGGGAGCGAGGCGGCGGGAGGGAGCGGUGCGAUUGAUGGGGUGCUGAGGCGGUCCCUGCGGUCGCCGUCAGAGCGGUUGAAUGAGAUGCAGUUGGAUGAACUGUCGCAGUAUUUCCGCAUGAGCAUUCAGAACGCAGCGCGAGUGUUGGGGGUGGGGCUGACAGUGCUGAAGAAGCGAUGCCGGGAGCUCGGCAUACAGAGGUGGCCGCACCGCAAGCUCAAGUCACUCGACAACCUUAUUGAAAACAUGAAGGAGAUUCACGGCCCCAUGGCAGCAGAGACAGUAGAGCAGCUUGAAGCAAAGAAGGAGCUGCUGGGGAAGGACCCGAAGCAGGGGCUGGACCCGCGCAUCAAGACGCUGCGGCAGGUGUGCUUCAAGGCCAGCUACAAGCGCCGCAAGGCGCACACUGGGUCGUCUCUUAAGGCGCUCCAGGGGGAGAUGUUGGCCGGGGAGAUGAAGGAGAGGGGUGGAGGGGUGGGAGGAGGAGGGGUGGGAGGAGGGGACGGGGUGCAGAGUGGUGGGAAGGGAGAGAUGGGGGGGAUGGUGGAGGGAGGAGGAGAGUGUGGAAUGGAGAUGUGA